GGUACUGACAUAAUUAACUGAAAAAUAAAUUCUUAGUAGGCUCCAGUCACUUUGACGUAAAAAUGAGCAGCCGAAAGCUCUGGGAGAAGAAAAGCUCUCGUAGUUCUGUGAAAUCGCGUUCUAGGAGCAGUUCUCUGAACAAAAACUUACGUUCGAUAUCAGAAAUUGAGGAAAAUGGCGAGACCAUUGUACGCGGAAUUAUGCACGAAAUUCUGGAGAAUUCGCUUGAAACCAUCCAGAAACGGUACAUGGAGCGCCAAACGAUCAAAUUCGUCGUCCAUUGCGCCCAUCAAGCCUUAACAAAAGCGCUCAAAAUGCACUUUUACCAACACAAUGACUACAUUCGAAGUGCGGACUUUUGGGGCUCUGAGAAACGCAUCGAGCCCUCAUUUCCCGACUCUUGGGCGAUAAAUGAAAUCCCGGCAACGAAAAACAUCGCCGAGGAAGAGGAGCUAAAUACUCUCAAGCGGAUCCAAUCGGAAGUUAAUCGAAAAGGCGGAGAAAUCCUCGUUGACUCGACCGUUGAUCUCAUUAGCGAGCCCUCGGAAAGCCUACUGGAGGAUAUUCGGGCGAUUAUCGACGAUAUAGUCGAUAACCUCCCUGUAGUUUUCGAGGAAACCCCCGAAAAACUCGAGCCUGUUACGAGUGCCUUUACUUUGGUCGUGGAGGGCCAGCAGUCCUACACCGACUUCAAAAUGAAGCCCCAAAUGUCGCGCAUAGCCGCCUGGUUCCCGCCCACUGUCAAACUCCCCCGAAUUGACCUCCCAGAAUCGGGGAAUUCCCGGCGACACAAAGACUCAAACGAGUCGCUAACGCACGAAACCCUCCCACCCAUCAGGACCGAUGCCAACUACAGAUGUCUCUCGGGCGCUGCGCCGGAAGAAAAGGCGAAAAAAACGAACAGAAACUGAUUUUUUCCGAAAUAAACUCGACACUUUCUAAUUCUUGUUUUUACCAAGUUCGGUGUACGCAAUUGCGAAAUGACACGUUCGGAUAUUACAUUGACUUCUUUGGUAAUAACCAAGCAGGAAAAUAUUUACAUAUCCUAGUUUUAGUUUCAAUUCGUCGAUUUUUAAUGAAAUUUUGAAAGGUUGUGAGUCAUCGCGUCUAAUCUUCGGAGUUAAUUUGCUUUCUUGUUCUUGCUUUUUUCUGGUAGCCUCAAGCUACAGCACAGAUCGCUCGCUGUGUUGUGGAAAUUUCCAGAGCCGGCGCACGCAACUCACCUACGUUUUUUCACUCAUCAGAAUUAUAAUUUUGAUUGAAAUUAGCUCUUUAUCCCGGCCGGCCGGCGCAAAAACCGACUUACAUAACAACAUUUGAUUUUUUCUCUUCGUGCCUUAUUUCAAACGCUUACAUCAUCGCAACGAGAUGAAUAAAAUUAGCAGCGGAAAAUUAGUGAAACAAAGAAGGUGAACCAAUAAGCAAGGUCGGAUCUCUUGACUUUUGGUACCGAGAAUCAACCACGAAGCGAAAUGCCAAAAACCCAAAGUGGUGCAAUUAUUGUCAUCGAUGAUUAAUGCAAUUGAGAUAAGAUAGCGACUCCUAAACCAACGCUACCUUAUGGUGCCGCCGCGUCUAGCAACAAAACCGAUAACCUUGUAGAAGCGUUUAACCACACCACUUGCUAUUAUUGCAUCAUGUUCAUUAUGUUUAUUAGAAUUAGAACGGCAAAAAUAACCAUUUAUCGACAUUUCAAACGAAAAACAGAAACAAGUCGGCCAAAGAUGGCUUAAUGCGUUACUAUGCUAUUUUUUAUCAGUUACCACGUUACUAUCAUCAUUCGACAGUUUUUGGUUUCGUUACCGUGACAAUGACGUGUCCCCUUUGGAAAAAAUUACAAAACUUGCAUCAUUUCAGAAAUCUACCAUUAAUCAUCAAUUCAUCAUUUGCUACGUACGGUCACACCAUAAAUUGGAAAUUGGGUGAUUUAAAACGGUUUAUGUAAAUAUUCAUGUUUUUUUGUAGUGGAUCACUACGAACAAAAUGGUUUAUUUGUUCCCUUAACAAUGGUCAAAAAAUAUUUUUUUUGUUGGUUACCGUUUUUUUUUCUAUUGAACCUUCCGGUGGCCAAAUUCCUACCCAGACAGAGAUUACUAAUUUCAUAAAAAAUGAGACUUAAUUGAAAAAUAGUGCAAUUUUUUGCGGUAUUUUUGAGUCCAUUAUUGACUUUUAAAAUAUUGAAAAGUAAAUAGUUUUUUGCAGGAGCAGUAGAUAUUAACCCAAAAAUUAUUUAGAACUAAAUAUACAGGAUGUUUCAGAAAUGAGCUACAUACUUUUAGCUACUGGUGAUUUUGAUCGAAACUUGUGUAAUCGAUUUUGCUUAGUUUUUGAAAUAAUCUGUUU
Messenger RNA from Tribolium castaneum (red flour beetle), 2343 nucleotides. RefSeq lists its product as hypothetical. The transcript has 4 exons. The record is from RefSeq and is a predicted model, not a curated record. Bases 63 to 911 code for a protein of 282 amino acids. NCBI's taxonomy places the organism in Eukaryota, Metazoa, Arthropoda, Insecta, Coleoptera, Tenebrionidae.